AUCCACACCUUGUACAGUUAUAAGCGGAACGGUUACUUGUAGCAACGGGAUGUACUUUUUUGCCAUUUCACUACGUAAAACACCCAGCGGUUGCUGCUUUUCGCGACAGUUAAUGCGGCAAGUUAUAUUUUCACCGAGACGAGUAAGUCAACUUUGGACACGUACAUGUACAUGUUCUGCACGUGAAGCAGGCUUCCUCGCGUUCCAACUUUAUUUGCGGGCCUGUUUAAUCACGUGUGGUUUUCCGACGCCAACGCACGCUGCACGUGUACAUGUAUGGUCGGAUUUUUCGCUUUUCUCUUGUACGGACUGUCGGACGCUGCUGUUCACGUUUGUAGCAUUGCGGCGACCUGUUUGUUCGGCGAUAACCUACAGCGAUAGUAAGCUUGGACUAACGGACAGGCACGAUAUCUGAUCAAGAAUGUUCCGACUCGUGUUUCGUAUCGCCGCCAAACCUGCCUCUGCGGACGGCUCCGUGUGCACACGGCUAACACGACAAUUAAACACUGGAUCAAGACAAGGCCAAGCACACGGGGUCUGCACAGGGCAAUGUCGCUCCAAGUCACAGACAACAUCCAAACUGGCGGCGCUGGCUGGGUUUGCGGGGGUCGGCAUCAUCGCAGGAGAAGUUUGGAUCAGCAAUAAGAGGAAAGGUGACAACGCACUGGCAGCUAAAUAUCUGAAAGAAUUAAAAGAAAGCCACUCCGCAUCUUCACAAGUUCCCAGCGAGGACAAGGAAGCAAUCACAAACGAAGAGAAAGCUCUGAGAUAUGACAUGUCUCAUCCCAGAAGGGGGCUGGCCGUUAUCAUCAACAACAAACACUUUAACGCCAGUACCCAGAUGGAGAUGCGGGAGGGGUCAGAGGUGGACCUGGAGAACCUGUCCCAGGUGCUGCUGGAUCUGGACUUCGAAGUCCGCGUGUACACAGACCUGACGUGCAAGCAGAUGAGAAGAGUUCUCCGACAAGUUGCUGAUGAGGACCACGGCGACUCUGACUGCCUGCUGGUGUCCAUCAUGAGUCACGGGUACAAGGGCGAGCAGGUGUACGGCGUGGACGGGCUGGUCAACGUCGACAAACUCUCCGCCUACUUCAGGGGCGAGAACUGUAAAACUCUCAUCGGCAAACCCAAACUCUUCGUCAUUCAGGCAUGUCAGGGUGAGAGGCUGAUGGAGGGAGUGACGCUGGCGUCUACUUCCUCAGACAGUGACGUCACCCUCCGUCCGCAGUCACAGACUCUACCGUCUGGGGCGGACUUCCUGUACUUCUACUCUGUGUCGCAAGGAUAUUACUCGUGGAGAAACAUCCGGCAGGGCUCCUGGCUGAUCCAGGCCCUGUGCAAGGUGCUCCGCGAGGAUGGGUACUCUGGGCUCGAGAUCAUGCAGCUCUUGACCAAGGUCAACAGACAGGUUGCGACCGAGUUCGAAUCCUUGUCCCCAGAUGAGUCAUUCAACAAGAAGAAACAGAUCCCGUGUAUCGUGUCCAUGCUGACUAAGGAACUCUAUUUCACGCAGAAGUUACCAACUCUAGUUACAACAGAAUCCAUCUGACUCUUUUCUACUGGACACAAUAUUUUUCAUUUUUUAUUGUUGCUGAUACACACUACUGUCGUAAAAUAGUAUGUUUUGUAGGGGAAGAUUUUGUAUAGUGUAGAUAUAUAUAAUAGCAUGAGGGGGGGGGGGCAGUCAACUGUGCCAAAUCUAGAGAUAUAUAUGAAUACAGACUGGGUAUUUAGAGCAAAUACUGGCUUGUUCGAAAUGGAAAACAUGUACCCGUCUGCCAGAAGAGAUAGAAUCUAGAAUGUUAGUGAUGCGAAACAACUACAAGGUCCAAAUGUUUCCGGGUAUAUAGAUGAAAUAUGAAGAUGUCACGAUGAAUUAUUUCUUAGUAAAAAAUGUGAAAUAGAUAGAGAUUUGUUAGAGGA
This is a messenger RNA of Branchiostoma belcheri (Belcher's lancelet), 1923 nucleotides long. RefSeq names its product caspase-3-like. Gene Ontology annotation, biological process: proteolysis; apoptotic process. NCBI's taxonomy places the organism in Eukaryota, Metazoa, Chordata, Leptocardii, Amphioxiformes, Branchiostomatidae. The coding region runs from base 422 to 1549 and encodes 375 amino acids. The record is from RefSeq and is a predicted model, not a curated record. The transcript has 9 exons. Gene Ontology annotation, cellular component: cytoplasm.